Messenger RNA from Laccaria bicolor S238N-H82, 549 nucleotides. Its product is annotated as clitocypin cysteine proteinase inhibitor. NCBI's taxonomy places the organism in Eukaryota, Fungi, Basidiomycota, Agaricomycetes, Agaricales, Hydnangiaceae. The record is from RefSeq and is a predicted model, not a curated record. The coding region runs from base 1 to 549 and encodes 182 amino acids. Gene Ontology annotation, molecular function: cysteine-type endopeptidase inhibitor activity. The transcript has 5 exons.
AUGUCUUUUCCAGGUGGCCUGUAUGCUCUCAGAGCCUCUCCUGCUUCCGGAAUCGGUGGUUUGUAUGCCACUGGAAACGGCGUUGACGACAUUGUGACCGUCGCGCCACAGUCGCCACCACUCAUUGAGCGUCAGGUCUGGAAGAUCGAACCCGUCCAUGGCAAGAAAGGCGCAUACACCAUCACUAUCCACACUUUUGGAGGACAUUGGUUCCCAAAGGACGGAGAACCGAUUCCUGAGCGCCCCGUCUUUACUUCGGAAAAGUCUUACGAAUGGUACAUUGCGUAUAAGGAAAUUCCGGGCGUUCCUCACACCAUCACCAUUCAAGCACAUACGAAGCUUAUCGGCGUGGGGUUGUACGCUGGAACUAAUGAUAAAGAACAAGUUGUCAUCAUACCCGUUCCCGUCAUUCCAGAUGCAGAGGCACCUUACUGGCAAUUCAAGCCCCACCUUCCGUUUGUCGAACUUUGUGGCAAUUUCCCUAUUAGUAGUUCACACUCUUCCCACUCCCCACUCUUUGCGCGACCAACCACUGGCACGCUCUGGUAA